Molecule: messenger RNA, 3686 nt
Organism: Fomitopsis serialis
Lineage: Eukaryota; Fungi; Basidiomycota; Agaricomycetes; Polyporales; Fomitopsidaceae
Exons: 11
Coding region: 199-3540 (1113 amino acids)
Biological process (GO): regulation of DNA-templated transcription
Molecular function (GO): DNA-binding transcription factor activity, RNA polymerase II-specific; zinc ion binding
Source: RefSeq, a predicted model, not a curated record
CGUUUCUCAGACACCGCUCACCUUCCAGCCCGGUCGCCGUGCGCUACCCGCUCCGCUCGAUGCUCGUGCUCGCGUAAGACCACCCCGUACUCCCGACAGACACUCUAGGAGACGCACAGCGUCGGCACGCCUUCUCAGUCUGCAGGCGCGUCGUGCUCGUCACUGUCCACCUCACAGGCUCGGCACUAUUCUCUGGCUAUGGCGAAGGGUAUCUGCGCUAUAAUUCCGAGUGACACCCCAAAUCCUGCUGUCGACGACCCUAUCCCGGCAUACGCUCGGGCGUGGGACCCUAAUAUACGACGCCCCACCCAUCUGCCAGAGGAUUACGACGAGCGCAUCGCCCCCGAGUACAUCUUCUUCCUUCCUGCAGGCCCAGAGGAAACCGCGGAUGGGUUGACCGAGUCCGGAGUGUACGUAGUCGCGAAGAAGUGCGACCACUGCGAACGGCUGAGAAAGGCCUGCACGCGUGCACGCCCUACGUGCCAGAUGUGCCACGCUGGGAGACACGACUGCGUUACAUCGGACACAAGCUACGUGCAUCUCUCUGGACCCAAAGGAACCCGUCCCAGCCGCUCAAAGGGCGGUGUACCUGGACAACCUGUCCCGAGGUCUACCGCUCACCCGAGGUUGCGCACUCUGAGGUUGCGUUCUUCCACCGCCUCCCGUGAAUCUUUACCUCCAGACUCCCGCUCUCCAUCGCCAACCCUCUCAGAGGAGCUUCCAAGGCGAGCCAAAACGGCACCACACGAGAACGAAGGGAGGCGCCACGACAGUCCAGCGCGCGGUAAAGCCAACAAGAAGCGGAAGGCCAAACCCGCUGACAUGCCGACAGCAUCCGCAGGCCCGUCGCGACCCAAGAAGUCAAAGGUUGAACCUAGCGCGUCUGGGAGCAGGAAAGCGUCAGCUACUCGCAAGAGGAAACGUCCUGCUGGCCGUGUCUCCUCUGCCAAUGAUAAGCACGAUGCUAGCCCUUCGUGGACCGCUGUACAGCCCGCAAUACAGUCGACAGACAGUAACCAUGCUACUCUGCUUGAGCCAUACGCAUCACCCAGGAUUUGGGCCAGUAACAAGGAAGAGCUACUGGAGGUACUUCCGACCCUCAAGAACGAAGUAAAUGGGGUUGUCUGGGGUAACGUCGAAGCGCCUGUCUUGUUCCUCCAGGGUCCUGUGUGGCCCGGAGACCAAUGGCACGGCCAGAAAACUAUAGAAGUCACUAUGAUCAGGAGGCGCGUCCAACAUCAGUUUCCUCAACAGCUCUUGGACGCAGGGCCGGUCAAUCUUCCAAGUGCACAGGGUGACGACUUGACAAUAGAUUCCAGUAAUCCAGUGCUGGCGAUACCGGUUCCUGCCGCGGAUCCACCGACAGUUCGUCCACAACCCUGUGCAUUGCACCCCUCAGCGCAGCUUGAUGCCCCGCCAUUACCAAGCGACGAAGCCUCUGCGGCCCUGGUAGGCCCCUCCAAUCCAUCCCCGGCCCCAGCUUUGAGGUCCUCACCAGGUCUCGAGUCACUGUAUCAUCAGACAGUUCCAGCUACAUCUCCGCAUCCCGCACCGUUGUCCCUGUUGUGCGAGGCCUCAUCAAUGGCUGACAACCUGUCCGUAGCAGGGGAGCUGAUCAAGGACCACAGCAGCCAACACACGACCUCGGUCCGCGGAUCGCCUGUACGCGGUGCCGGACGCGACACUCUCAACGCCCCUCGCAGCCGCUCUUCCAGUGUGAGCUCUGGCAUGAGCUACGACGAGGCGAGGGAGCUUUCCGGAUCUUCAUACGCGACCACCUUGACCUCUGUUCUCAGCUGGAAGCCUGAUUACUUCAGUCCGUCUCCGUCAGAUACUCGGUUCAGAACGAGCAGUGUACGGGAUGAUCCCGAAGGAGGAGAUCCUGCCACCAACACCGGAGACCUGAAGCAAAGCUUAUUCCAUCUUCACGCCACAAGAUGGACCAAGCCGCUCGCGCCAUCAUCGUUUCCGAACAGUCACUUUUCUCAUGCUAGCCAUCGAGAAGAUGGACCGCCCGCCCAUGAUGCGCAACCGAACCAGCCGCCGGCCUCAGCCUUGUCGCACCCGCUGCAAGCCUCCGACUUCGGCACUAUGCCUCCCGAGUUCUCCGCGUUGCAAGAACACCAUCAGAUCGGCUUGCCAGUCGCUGUGGUCUUGUGCAGAGAUUCUGCGCUCUGGAAUUUCGAUCUCCCGCCAAAAUAUGGAUGUGUCUUCCUCGGAUUUUUCAAUAUCGCACGUAUGGGGUACACGCACGUGGACGCUGAACGUCUGCGUUGCCGUAUACGACUGGAAUGGACGCCAGGCGGAGACAGCGCUGACCCGAUUGUCGAGCCGCCGCUCACGCCGUGGUGGAUUGAACCUGACGGAUCUGGAACGGACAGUCACAAUGUCGACUCAGAGAUGGUCUUGCACCCAUACUCCUUCCUUCCACUCCACAUACUUGCAAUGUCUGCCUUCACGGACAAGGACCGCGCGAUAGGCGUGUCGGAAGUCACGUCCGUCGAGGGGUGGCAUUGUCAACAGUGUGGAAAGCUGAACGUCCAGCGGAACCUACGCCUACAGCGAUGCAGCGACUGCGCAAGAGAGAACGGUCUCCCUCCUAUACGAGUUGAUUGUGUGCGGAACCCACAUCUGAUGGCGCCGAGCAGUUGGCCGUGGGACAAGACCUGUGGUAAUGUUGUGUCGGCUGGCAAGAGAUUGUCAGAUGGGUCGUGUACGCAAACCUACACGAUAGAUAAUAGAGCCAUUGUCAAACACAUCUAUACGUGUAAUCGACCCGAGGUACAACGGGGCUCGUCUCGCCUUUUCACGGCUAUUCAAAGAGACACGGAGCUGGUGCAGCACAAGGCGAGCGGGUGGCUGGGUGCAGGGUCGCACUACAUCGCCGUCUUCGGUGACGGUGUGAUGUAUGAUAUUCCUUGCACGCCGUGGACGGGCACCCCGUCAUCUAUUAUCGAUACGAGAGACGUAUUCCAGGAGCGAUGUCGCGCUGCUGGCGACUGGCCUUCAUUUGUCGUCGACAAGAUGCUAGUAACGGCUUGGAUGGACGCGGGUUCGAGGAAGGGUUGUCUGGUGCCUGCGAAAGGCAUGCGCAUUGCUAUGUACUGCCUCGGGGCAGACGUAGAGCUGUCGAUUUCACCGAAGCCAAUCGUCGGCAGCGAGGGGAAGACAAGGGGUAUCACGAGGAUCAAGGCUGACCUCGACACAUGGAUUUCAUUGAACGACGAGGCAGUCGACGGCAGUUCGCGGACUCGCGACCAGAGCGUCCAGAUCAAGGACGAGGAUGUCGAAACUCAGCCAAAUUUGAACUUAUUGGUGGCGGACGACGCAGAACCACUGAAGCCGCAGCCCACGAGUGCCUCGAGCGGAGUCUCUGGCAAGCGCCCACCUCGAAACAAAGAGGCUCCCAAGGAGCCAUUGUUUGUCACUCUCGUUCAUGGCGAUAUGCUGCUAUUUGAUGGUGGUGACUUCGAGUAUACCCUGAAACGGACCGGAAUGAGCGUUGUGUUAAUUGCUACAGAUACCGAACAAGGAGUCUGAAUCUUCUGCUGCUGUUGUCGAUCUUGGAGAAUCCUAUAACUAAGCUAUCACUAUCUUACAUCUUGCUUUCGUCGUUGUAUUGCUCUAUGCUCUCAUGUAUGCAACUGCUUUGAUCGCCCUCAUGUCCGAGUAAGCAAUGGCCGCAC